AGUGCAACAGCAGCCGCUCCGGGGAAUGCCCACAGAAUAACCAAUCUGUCCGACGGAUUUUGAUGCGAGUGAGAUGAACUUCCUGGAGACCUGAAGAGAUGAUUUUCCUAUAAGUUGCGUAAAGUCGCCUGCACUUCACCGGCGAUGUAACUCUAGUACUAUGAAAUAAUUAUGCAAGAGAACGAACCGAAUUGUUUGUACCUGCGGUAUCCCAAGGACAUGAUGUCAUCGGCUUUCCCUCGAACGGGAUGUCUGGUCUUUUGCGUGAUUUUAGUCCUGACUUGUUCCCUGUACCCUGUGCUGAAGACACUGUGUGUUCAGAUUCACUCUGCUGUUACAGGAAGCUAUGUGGCCGGAUAUCACUCAGUGCUGCUUGUCAACUGUCCAACAGAACAAACUGCUAGAGACGUUGGCAGGAGCAUCAUGGAAAAAAGGCUGGCAGCAUGUGUGAAUAUAUUUCCUCGCACUACCACCAUGUACUACUGGAAAGGAGAGAUACGGGAUACCUCAGAAAUACUGCUGCUUGUGAGGACAAGAACGUCUCUGGUGCAGAGACUUGUGGAUUAUAUAAAAGCUAUGCAUCCAUAUGACAUUCCAGAAAUCAUCAGUUUUCCUAUUGAUGAUGGAAGCCAGCAUUACUUCAAUUGGAUGGAAGAUGCAGUCACUGAUAUUUGACACAUCAGUGUCUGCCAUCCAGAGAAGAAGCUCUCCUUUUGGAAGCUCACUAUACAGAAACAUUGAGAGGAUAUGGGAACAUGAGCACAAAUUCUCAGGUUAAUGGGAACCCUGGCCCACACAAUGCGUGUCUGUUAAUAUAAGGAUGAAUGCAUAGAGUGUUAUUGUGAUCAGUUUCAGUGACUGUUAUGCUAAUAUUUAUUGACCAUUUUAUUGAUGUGAAUUACUUUAUUAUGAAGAGUAUAACUUGAUGAAUAUGAAUUCAUGUAAUUGUUAAAACAUGCUCAUUUAUUACACAUACAUAUACACUCACCUAAAGGAUUAUUAGGAACACCUGUUCAAUUUCUCAUUAAUGCAAUUAUCUAAUCAACCAAUCACAUGGCAGUUGCUUCAAUCCAUUAAGGGUUGUGGUCCUGGUCAAGACAAUCUCCUGAACUCCAAACUGAAUUUUAGAAUGGAAAAGAAAGGUGAUUUAAGCAAUUUUGAAUGUGGCAUGGAUGUUGGUGCCACACGGGCCAGUCUGAGUAUUUCACAAUCUGCUCAGUUACUGGGAUUUUCCCGCACAACCAUUUCUAGGGUUUACAAAGAAUGGUGUGAAAAGCGAAAAACAUCCAGUAUGCGGUUUUUCUUGGCACACUUUAGGCCCUUUAGUGCCAACUGGGCAUUGUUUAAAUGCCGCAGCCUACCUGAGCAUUGUUUCUGACCAUGUCCAUCCCUUUAUGACCACCAUGUACCCAUCCUCUGAUUGCUACUUCCAGCAGGAUAACGCACCAGGUCACAAAGCUCGAAUCAUUCCAAAUUGUUUUCUUGAACAUGACAAUGAGUUCACUGUACUAAAAUGGCCCCCACAGUCACCAGAUCUCAACCCAAAAUCUCCAUCACCUCAAGAUGCUAUCCUAUCAAUAUGGGCCAACAUUUUUAAAGAAUGCAUUCAGCACCUUGUUGAAUCAAUGCCACGUAUAAUUAAGGCAGUUCUGAAGGUGGGAGGGGGUCAAACACAGUAUUAGUAUGGUGUUCCUAACAAUCCUUUAGGUGUGUGUUUAUAUAUAAAACUUAUUUCUAAUGGUUGGUGUUCAUGUAGUGGUUGAGCAGAAUUUGAGUGGUUUAUUUUUUUUCUCCAAAUAUUAAUUUCAAAAUAAAUGAAUGGGGCCUCUUCAACUUUGCAAUAAUCACUUUUUAUUAUUAAAUGCGGUACAGUAUAUGACACAUUAAGUUAAUUAUUUUGCAAUAUUCCUAUAUAAUGUAAAUAUUGAUGUUCCUGACAUUACAUAAGAGCAUACAAAUCCAGAAGUUGUGGUCAGGCUUUUUUUCAUAUACAUGACAAACAUUUUCUUUUUUUACACAAAAUAAUAUGUUGUAUAGUUGGUUUAGCAAUCAUUUUCUGUUCCAUCAAAUAAUCUAAAUCUUAAAAUUACCACAUUUUCACUGUGUGAGGCUACAAAAGCUUGUUUUGUUGAAUGAGUUUAUGUCUGCACUCUUCUUGCUUUUGAAAUGAUGUUUCCGGAACUGUUAAAACACAAUAGAAGUGCAGAGUUGAGGAAGUGCUUUUGUAUGUAGGGAUUUGUUGAGAUCCAGUCGUGAUGAAGUCAUCAAUCUGACCUCUCUAUCUAUCUAAUCUAACCAGCUAUACCUAGCAACCUUCAGUGACAUACUGAUUUGAAAUACAGACACUCUCCUUUGUUUAUAUUAUGUAUACAGUAUGUUUACAUACUGUGUAUACAGCACAUAUUACUCCUGUUCUUAUAUUAACUUCACUUCUUAUAUCAAGGAUAGCUGUCUAGGUUGUUUCCAAAGCUCCCUAUGUCUGUUUCUGUAUUUUCUUUCAUGGUAAGUAAGUAAGCAGCCAAUCGAGUUUACUCAAUAAACAUGUAAGAUGCUGGUUGUGCCGAAAAUAAAGGGGGUUAUAAUAACA
This is a messenger RNA of Carassius gibelio (silver crucian carp), 2587 nucleotides long. RefSeq names its product protein CutA homolog. Bases 172 to 675 code for a protein of 167 amino acids. Gene Ontology annotation, biological process: response to metal ion. The transcript has 6 exons. The record is from RefSeq and is a predicted model, not a curated record. Lineage: Eukaryota; Metazoa; Chordata; Actinopteri; Cypriniformes; Cyprinidae. Gene Ontology annotation, molecular function: copper ion binding.